AUGGCAACACAAAUCACUACAGUUUCCGACUCGAAAGAGCGACAAGGACUCAAUCUCAUCGCCGCACAUUCUCAUAUCCGUGGUCUCGGCGUAACACCAGAUACUCUCACUCCCAAACCCUCCGCAGAUGGACUCGUCGGACAACAACAGGCGCGCAAAGCUGCCAGUGUCAUUUUACAGAUGGCAAAAGAAGGAAAGAUUGCAGGACGGGCGGUAUUGAUCUCAGGCCCACCUAGCACUGGAAAGACCGCCAUUGCGAUUGGUAUGAGCAAGGGUCUGGGAGACGAUGUACCAUUCACCAUGCUGGCUUCAUCGGAAAUAUUCAGCUUGGAGAUGAGCAAAACAGAGGCCUUGGAGCAGGCGUUCCGGAAAUCUAUUGGCGUACGGAUACGAGAAGAGAGCGAAGUGAUCGAGGGUGAGGUGGUGGAGAUUGUGAUUGACCGAUCGGUGACAGGCAACAAUAAGAGUGGUAAACUCACGAUCAAAACUACGGACAUGGAGACGUUCUAUGAUAUGGGCACUCGGAUGAUCGACAGCAUGACCAAAGAGAAGGUUAUCGCGGGUGAUAUCAUCAGCAUCGACAAGGCUAGCGGUCGGAUCACAAAACUAGGUCGAAGCUACGCGAGGAGCAGAGACUACGAUGCAGUCGGCGCAGACGCCAAGUUCAUUCAGUGUCCAGAAGGCGAGCUUUCCGUCCGUCGCGAGACCGUCCACACGGUCUCGCUCCAUGAGAUCGAUGUCAUCAACAGCCGUACUCAAGGAUUCCUUGCGCUCUUUUCCGGCGACACAGGAGAGAUCCGUUCGGAAGUGCGAGAGCAGAUCAACACAAAGGUCGCGGAGUGGAAAGAAGAAGGCAAGGCCGAGAUUGUCCCGGGAGUUUUAUUCAUUGAUGAGGUCCACAUGCUCGAUAUUGAAUGCUUCAGCUUCAUCAACCGCGCGCUCGAGGACCAACUAGCACCCAUUGUCAUCAUGGCGUCGAACCGCGGCAACGCCACAAUCCGCGGCACCAAUUACAGGAGUCCGCACGGUCUGCCUCUCGAUUUCCUCGACCGUGUUGUCAUCAUUUCAACAAAUCCGUAUCAAGGCGAUGAGAUCCGAGAGAUCCUCUCUAUUCGCGCUACCGAGGAGGAGGUUGAUAUCUCGCCCGACGCGCUGGCGCUAUUGACCAAGAUUGGGCAAGAGACCGGUCUACGAUAUGCCAGUAACCUGAUCACAACUUCGCAUCUGAUCUCACAGAAGCGGAAGGCAAAGGAGGUUGAGGUCAGCGACGUCCAGCGAUCCUUCCAACUCUUCUAUGACCCUUUGCGAAGUGCCCGUUUCGUGGCAGAGUUUGAGAAGAGGUUCAUUGGCGAAGACGGAGGUGUGUCCUUAACGACAACAAACGGCGUGAGCGACGGCGAUGCAAUGGAAGUGUCUUAA
This is a messenger RNA of Dissoconium aciculare CBS 342.82, 1419 nucleotides long. Its product is annotated as ATP-dependent DNA helicase reptin. Lineage: Eukaryota; Fungi; Ascomycota; Dothideomycetes; Mycosphaerellales; Dissoconiaceae. Gene Ontology annotation, molecular function: ATP hydrolysis activity; DNA helicase activity; ATP binding. Bases 1 to 1419 code for a protein of 472 amino acids. The transcript is spliced from 2 exons. The record is from RefSeq and is a predicted model, not a curated record. Gene Ontology annotation, biological process: chromatin remodeling; box C/D snoRNP assembly; regulation of transcription by RNA polymerase II. Gene Ontology annotation, cellular component: R2TP complex; NuA4 histone acetyltransferase complex; Swr1 complex.